Photinus pyralis (common eastern firefly) is the source of this 1366-nucleotide messenger RNA. Its product is annotated as lysosomal acid phosphatase-like. Gene Ontology annotation, biological process: dephosphorylation. Bases 97 to 1272 code for a protein of 391 amino acids. The transcript is spliced from 4 exons. Lineage: Eukaryota; Metazoa; Arthropoda; Insecta; Coleoptera; Lampyridae. The record is from RefSeq and is a predicted model, not a curated record. Gene Ontology annotation, molecular function: phosphatase activity.
UAAACCACUUGUUGAUUAAUCUCGAGCUAUCGCCGGGUCAACAUUAUGAUAAUACCAAUUAUAUAAGGUGUUCUCGCUCCGGGUUGGCGUCAAAACAUGUUUUGGCAACUGAUUGCGGUCGCUAUCGUGGCGGCAUCCGGACAACGGAUCGACAAUCCGCAGUGGAACCGUAGGCCCACGGGCGAUCCGCCGAGAAAUAGAGAACUGAAACUGAUUCACAUCAUUUAUCGACAUGGAAUACGGACGCCUGCCGACACCUACCCGAAUGACCCGUACGCGAAUAGCGAGUUUUAUCCUAGCGGCUGGGGGCAACUGACCAAUGAUGGGAAGAGAAAAUUAUUUGAGCACGGUUUAUUCCUCAGAAACCGUUACGGGCACUUCAUAGGCACUCACUACUCACCCGACAUAUACUACGUGCAAACCACGGGCGUGGACCGUACAAAGAUGACGGCGCAGUGCAUCAACGCGGGGUUCUGGGCGCCCAACAACGACCAGUACUGGGGUAUACUCAACUGGCAACCGAUUCCCGUCAAUUCGGAGCCUCUGGAUACGGACAACCUUCUGUUAGUGAGGCGCCCGUGUCCUCAGUACCAUUUGGAAUUGGAAAAGGUGGAGCAUAGUCCCGAGAUACAGAGACAGUUGCAGGAGGAAGGUCCCCUAUUUACCGAGUUGAGUAGAAUUACGGGGAAGAAUAUCAAAAACUUCGAGGACGUGCAGGACGUUUACACGACGCUUAUGGCGGAGGAGGCGUUCGGAUUGCCACUGCCGGAUUGGACGAGACAGUACUAUCCGCACCGCAUGUUAAAAUCAACAGAGCUCAGUUUCGUACUCAACGUCUACAACGACCGGCUCAGCCGAUUUAAGGGCGGCGUUUUACUCAAGAAGAUGAUCGAGGACUGGAAGAGUGUAGCCGACGGAACUCUAAAACCGAAGCAGCGCAAGGCCUUCUUGUACAUCGGGCACGACACGACCGUCGUUAAUAUUCUGAGCGCGUUAAAGCUGUGGCAUCCGCAAGUGCCCGGCUUCGCCAUAAAUACGUUCUUCGAGUUUUCGCAGGACCUAAACACGAAAGAGUACGGAGUCGAGGUGUUCUUUAGAAACUCCACAGAUCCGCACGCGGUCCCGUACCAACUAACCAUCCCCAACUGCGAAAAGUUCUGCCCGCUGGAUCGACUGAUACAGUUGACUUCGUCCGUCGUACCCGACGAUUGGGAGGAGGAGUGCAAGUCGGACGAUCCCAAUUUCACGGUGCCGCCGCCGCGUCCGCCAUAAGUACAAAAACGACGCUUUUUAACAAAUUCUAUAAUUUUUACAUUUUGUGUUAAUUUUAAUAUAAAUCACAUUCAAUAUUGGCACGUAAAAAGAA